GUCAUCGGGACGCGCUGAGCUUCGCGCCGUUCGCUUUUAGCAUCAUACACCAUGCUCUUAAAAUACACAUUAGUUCAUUAUUUUAACCUCGCCAGUGAAACACUUUCUUUCUUUUAAAUUAAAUGCUCCCGUAAGACCAAUAUGGGUGUUUUUACUUCCCAUACCCAAGGAACAUGAUUAACGCAAAAUAUGAGUUUCAAAGAAAGACCCCCCGACAACACUCCACAAAAUAUUGGCUGUGAUCCAAACACAAACUCUUCUAAGCGGAAUAGUGGUCUAUUUGCCUUCUUGAAAUGGUUCAAGCCUUCGACAUCGCGAGAAUCCAUAGAUACGGAUCUACAAAUAUCUCACUCAAGUAGCUGUGAUAGCUUGAAUUCCACCCAUAGUGUCGGUACGGUGGCGUCUUUUUCUUUUAUUGCUCCCGGUGAUUAUAAAAAUUGCGUGUCUGAAAAGUGCAUUGCCCUUGGUCCCGAAACGGAUACCUACAAAGCAAGACUGAAACAACGCGACAAAAUCAGGGAAAAGGAUAAAAAUCUGACUCUAAGAAAAAAAUACAACUUAUUUUUCAACAGAGAUUCUUUACUGAAACCAAAAAAUAAACCAGUAGAAGUCGAAAAUUCGAAAAGUUUACCCCUAAUGACGCGAGGUGUGAUGGAACCUCAAGAAGAACCCAAAGUGCAUCGAAGGACCAAUAGUGAAAGUUCAAAAGUUCGGAAAGCUGGAGCUUACGUACACGUUAAAGGUAAGCGGAAAGCACCUCAACCCCCUACACUCAACUCUCAAGACGACCCAACAAACAGCUUAAGAAGAAGAAAACGUCUAGCACCCCCACCCCCUAAUAACGAAGAUAAACCAAUGACAACAAUACAAGAAAUUAAAAUUGAUAAAGUGUUCGAAGAUACCGGUAUUAUUUUUAAUGAUUCCUUAAAAUUAGAUCACGGCAUAUUGAAACCCGCCAAAGAAACAGACAUACCUACCACGAAUCAAAAUAGCACAACUUCCCCCUCCUCCACAAGGUCGAGCGUUAUUGAUGCUCCAGUUUCUCCUAGAGCAUGGUAUAAAAGAAAUCUGACUGACAAAACGAAAAAAGAUAAAGUCGAAAAUAAAUACGAACCAAUCGAAGUUCCGGUCUCCAGAAAUUCCUCAUUAGAUUUAACCUUAGACGAUGUAAAAAUAGAAAAGAAAAAGGAAGAAAAAAGAAAAUCUGGCAUGACUUUCCUAACAAACAUUAGUGAACUAGACAGAGAAGCGUAUGAAAUAGUAAAAAAUAAAGAUCAAGAUCCUAGUAAAAAACCAGCAGACUUCAACGAAAUGCCUGAAUUUAUGCGACCCAAAAACACCAAUCCAGAAGAAUAUGUUUCACCUAAAAGGCGAUCAGCGAGAGAUCUAAUAGCGAAAUUCAACGCCAUUACCAACGUAAAAAAAGUUAGCGUUUUCGGGGGAUCACACAAAGAUAAACUUUUAGAAAAACAAAUUAGCCUUGAUGAAACCAGAAGAAGGCAGGAAUCCAUAUUGGAAAAUCACAAAAAAAGAUUAGAAGAUAUCGAUAAUAAAAAAAAUGCGUUACCUUUAAUGAAAUCAGAAAGUGCUAGUGCUAUAAAACCAAAAAAAGACACACCAAAAAUGGAGAGAAAGAAUUGGUUGUGCCCUAAGUGUAAUAUAGAUAACGAUUAUUGGAGGAUAAUAUGCCACGUGUGUUCUACCAUAAAACCCUAUUUUGACGAUUUUUCCUCAUCGCCAAAACUAGAAAGUAACAAUCAAGAAAAAAAAAUUACCAAAGAAACUACGCCUCCGAAAAAGACUGAUAUUAAUUUUGAGAGGUCAAAAACCCAAAUAGGAUUUUCAGCUUUACUAAACUACAAUUACAACAACAAACUAAAACAAGGAAAUUCCUCAAGCUCAGACGAAAAAGUAGAUCAAAACAGCAAACGCGAAGAAAAAGAAAAACUUAAAAAAAUGUUAAUAGAAAUGAAAAAUUCACUACCUAAACGACAGUCAAAUAUUGCUCAAAGAAAAAAUAACACAUCUAGUAUAAUAUUAGAAAAUCCAGACGAUUUAGCUGUUCCCAAAAACGAGGUAACUAAAAUAGAAGCAAAAGUACAUAAUAACCAAGAAGCUGAGAAACAAGAAAAAACACAAGAAGAAAAAGUUGCUGAAAUUCUAAUUGGAACAACGACUACCGUAUACGAAAACAUUAAAGUCAAAAAAACAGAUAACCCGAAACCAUUAAAAGUCUCAACAUCAGCUCAAACAACAGCAGCUGUAAAGCAACAGCUUCCAGCAUCAACGAUUGCAAAUUUAGUAGCAGACCAAAGGAGCAAAAAUAAUUUUGAACUAAUGCAAGCGAAAGAUUUCGAAAAUAUUUAUUCCCAAUCUAGUCAAUCGGCUGCAAAAAUGUACGCCAAUUUAGUGAGAAACGAUGAACUGUCUUUGUUUUUUAAUAUACCCAAAGAUGUACCGAAGAAAGAUGAGAAAACUUCCAGGAAUCUAAGCAGGACUGAUAGUUUGCAGAUCAACAGGUUAUUGAAAAAGUUGGAGUUGUCGAUUUCGAAAGGAGAAUUGACGGAGUCGUCGAAUAUUGCGAGGGAACUUGCGUUAUUGAAAGUGAACUGUUCAGUGGUGAGACAUAAAACUUUGGCAUCUAGAGAAAAAAACAAGAAAAUACAGAUAGAAAUGUACGUAGAAGACAAAAUUUCUCACAGAGGACCCUUUCCUGUCGAUAUAAUACCCGAUCAAACUUUAUCACAACUGAAAAUCCAAGUGGAGAAGGAUUUUGAAAUACCUGUAGCUUACCAAAGGUGGAUCCUUGGCAAAGAACUAGUAACAGAUGAUAACGUACGUUUGAAAGAUCAUGGAAUUAUUACCGAUGGUUGUCCAGUGUUCCUCUAUUUAGUAGCACCAGAAAAGACUUCUGAGCCUAGCCAAAAACCAAUCACUGAUUUAAGAGAUAUCCCUUCAACAUCCAAAGAAAAUAAUAAAGUAAACAUAACUGAAACCAAAAUUACAAUAAACGAAGGUACAUCAAAUAGUGUUUUGAGUAAAGAAUCUGAUAAGUUAGAAUACAAACCUCCAAAAAUUUCAAAUCCAUUUAAAGACAGAUUAGAAUUUAAGAAUAUUGGCGCAAAUGGAAGUCAUCAUACCCCGAAAAUUGUUAAUGUUAUACCAAAAAUAACAGAAGUUAUAUUGAAACCUCAAAACAUUUCAGUAACAGUUUCUGAAGAUAAUUCAGAUAAAACAAAUGUUAAGAAGGAACUUAUUGGAACAAAGUCGAAAAAAGAACAAUCCCCAACGAAAGUUGAAAGUAAAUUAAAAAAGGAACAAACGCCACCAAAAAUUGAAAUAAAGCAAAUUGCACACUCAUCUGCCCCAAUUGAAGUUUUAAAAGUAGAAAUUAAAUCUACUCAGGCACCUGCGACUAUAAUAGAAACAGUAAAAGUGGAACUACAGUCCAACGAUAAACCAAGUACUUCAAGCAAAAUUGUAAAUUCCGAAUCUAAAUGUGUUAUUAUUCCUAUUACAAUCGAAAAUGAUCUCAAGCAAACAAAUGUAUCGCCUCCAAAGACCAAUGUACUGCCGCCAGACCCCACGUUAGAAGUAAAACCAAUAGUGCAACACGUAUUUCCUACAAUUCAAAAUUCUUACCAAAAUCAGAUCAAAUCUGAAGGUCCGAAACUAAGUAUCCAGUCUUCAUCGAGUCUCCAUGUUCCUCCUAAAGCUAAGGAAGAAGAAGACUUCUCUGAUUACGAAUCUAAAACUUUAAAACCUAUAAAAGAGUGGGAAUGCCAUCUAUGUACAUUACUUAACCCUGUAAAUAGUAAUAUCUGCGCUGUAUGCUCUACGAUUAGGGUUAGAACAAAAAUAGAAACUAAGGAAGUUAAAAGUGAUAAACCGUCCUCUAACUCAGCUCAAACCUAUUAUCAGUUAUUAAAUUUAGAUAAUACAGACUUGAUAGAAAACUCUGAACCAUUUACUUGCUUAGUUUGUUUCAUAGAAAUUCAACCAAAAGAAGGUGUGACACUCAGAGAAUGCUUACAUCAAUUCUGCAAACCUUGUUUAUCGCAAACGAUAGAAUUCUCAGACGAAGCAGAGGUUAAAUGUCCUUACAGAGAUGAAAUUUACGCUUGCACUAUUAGUUUGCAAGAUAGAGAGAUUAAGGCUUUGGUUAAUGCUACCAUAUACGAGCAGCAUUUGGCUAAAUCCGUAACACAAGCUGAAAACAAGAUUGAUAAUUCUUUUCACUGCAAGACUCCGGAUUGCAAGGGAUGGUGCGUUUAUGAAGAUAAUGUAAACGAGUUUAAAUGCCCUGUUUGUAGGAGGACGAACUGUUUGACUUGUCAGGCUAUCCACACCGGAAUGAACUGCAGGCAAUUUCAAGAAAAAAUCAAAGACGACGCAAAUCUAGAUGAAGAUGGCAAAAAAACCAAAGCAAUGUUAGAAGAAAUGGUUCAAAAAGGAGAAGCCAUCGAAUGUCCUACUUGCAGAGUGAUUUUGAUGAAAAAGUGGGGUUGUGACUGGUUGAGAUGUUCCAUGUGUAAAACUGAAAUUUGUUGGGUGACAAGAGGGCCUAGGUGGGGCCCGAUGGGUAAAGGAGACACUUCUGGAGGUUGUCAGUGCGGUGUGAAUGGAAUAAAAUGUCAUCCAAAGUGUAAUUAUUGUCAUUAGAUCAAAUUUAAUUGGUUUAUAAAAUACUAUACUGUGUUAGUUUUGAUUAAUUCAAAUUAUUUGGCGAAAUUCCUUUUCAUAAAGUAAUAGUAAAUACUUUCUAGUUCAAUUUAUAAAAGGUUUUAUUUAACGCCAUGUUUCAAAAAUAUAUUUUUAUUCAGCAUUUUCUUGUGCAGCUUUUAUGCCUUUUACUCUACUUUUAAAAGAAAUGGAAAAAUGUUUUUGUAAAUGAUAUUUCUAUGUGAUUACUUAAUAGUGAAAAAUUUAGUAUUUUUAAGUUUCUCACAACAAAAAGUGUUCAAGGACAAUUUACGAAAUGAAUUAAUUUAAUAAAAUGUUUUCAUUAAAACUAUUUGGUAUUAUUAAAAAAUUGAAACAUAUUUUGAUCAAUUUGUGUGCACUUGUUAAGGAUUUAACUUGUUUUGGUACAGAUUGUACAUCCAAUCUGACUAUUAAAACCUGUCAAAACAAAAUUAUUGGAAGUGGAAUUAAUUUAAGGUUAUAAUUAAUUAGGUUCAAAUACAAAAACUUUUAUUUUUUUUGCAAAAUCCAAAAAUAAAAAGAUACCAAUAUUAAAUAAGAAUUAAAAAUGUUUCUACAGUCACUUUUAAUCUGAACAUUUUGCGACAACUUUUAUAAACCCCAAGAGAAUUACAAAGUUUUAAAUAAUUAUUUAGUGAUAUUGGUAGAAAACUAUCUCUUCAAGGGUUGUUCAUUAAAAACUAAUUUAUUAUAUAACAUAUUCAUAUUGUUUGUUAUUAUUACUGUUCUUACAUUUAGGGUUUGUUAUUCUAUAUUUAGGAAAAUAUGUAAAAUAUUUUAGUGUUUCCUCACAUCAUUAAAUGUCGAAAAUCAUAAUAUAAUAAUUGACAUUAACUUAAUAAAUUAUUUCGAGUUCUAGGAACAUAGAAGUAAGUUUUUAUAAUAUUGAAGACAACAAAAUUCACUCAACAAGAUAUAUUUAUAUUGAAAACCUUACCAACCCCAAUUUGAUGAACAGUAUUACAGUUAUUCUAAAAAACUAAAUUUAAUAGGGUCUCGGAGGUCCAGGUGGUCCCCCUCUCAUCAUACCAGGUGGAGGUCCUCUCAUACCCAUUGGAGGCGGUCCACCACGUCCCAUUCCCAUUUGAGGCGGCAUUCCCAUCAUACCAGGAGGUGGACCCAUCAUGCCAGGUGGUGGCCCACCCAUUCUAGGUGGACCUUGGUUCAUUUGUGGUGGUGCUGAGACUUGUCCCCUACCUCCAGGCGUCAUUACCUGUUGAGAUGGGCCACCUACUCCUCUUACAGGUCCUUGAAGACCUACAGGGACACCUGUCAUACCUGGAGGCAUUCCCCUACCUCCAGCUCUUCCAAUACCUGGACCUGGUGCUGCUCCGGGAAUAGGUACCCUAGGAAGUCCUUCUUCUGGUGGAGGAGGGCCUUCUACAGUUAAAGACACUAUGCUCUCUCCUCUUAAUAAAACAAACCCUAACACUCGCUUUUCUUCUCUUUCAACUUUUGAAUUUUUUGGUUUUAUUUUACGAAAUUCUUCACAAUCUCCAAGAAUCAUAUUCAUAUGUUUAUCAAAUGCUUUAAAAGUGCCAAUAAACG
Molecule: messenger RNA, 6252 nt
Organism: Psylliodes chrysocephalus
Lineage: Eukaryota; Metazoa; Arthropoda; Insecta; Coleoptera; Chrysomelidae
Source: the annotation of a GenBank genome assembly